This is a messenger RNA of Tribolium castaneum (red flour beetle), 962 nucleotides long. RefSeq lists its product as uncharacterized. NCBI's taxonomy places the organism in Eukaryota, Metazoa, Arthropoda, Insecta, Coleoptera, Tenebrionidae. Bases 191 to 934 code for a protein of 247 amino acids. Gene Ontology annotation, cellular component: UTP-C complex; CURI complex. The record is from RefSeq and is a predicted model, not a curated record. Gene Ontology annotation, biological process: ribosomal small subunit assembly; rRNA processing. Gene Ontology annotation, molecular function: RNA binding. The transcript has 2 exons.
GCGUUUAGCGCAAUAAGCCUUAUUUUUGUAUGAGAUUAUGAGAACAAGACCUUCCUCUACAUAUUAAAAAAUUGGAGAGGUGCCUUCUUUCGUUUUCUUAUUAGCGGCUCCGGAAGACAAUUUUUGAAUAAUUCACCAUUUCACCUGAAACACGCCCCAAACAUAACCUCAAAACGUCAACACGUGCAAAAUGACGGCUAAAAAUAUACAGGACUUUGAAGUGGUACCCUUUUACUUCUCAAGUGAUAGCACCGACCCCCAUGAUUUAUUUAUCAAAGAACACAAAGUCCGAAAAUUCGACAUAAAAAAGCCCCCCGGAAAGACACUUUUUGUGCUCAACGUGCCCCCCUAUGUCACUGUCGAAGCCCUGAAGGACGUGUUCGCCUCAGCUGGGAAAGUACAAUCCGUUACGUUCCAAUGUGAUGAUAGUGAUGAUACAAACGAACUGUUUGGGUUCAAAACAGCUUUUGUGGUUUUUACGAAACGUCCAAGUCUCUUAAGAGCAUUGAAAUUGGAGCGCUUGACGUUGCCCAACCCGCAUAACAUUUUAUUAGGCAUGAGUAAGUGGAUUCACGAGUAUAAUUCAACGGUUUACAAUCACGAUAAACUGAACGAAGAAGUGAACAUUUAUAUCAAACAACACGAAAAGGAGGAAGAAGAAAAGAAAUUGGCUGAGAAGGAAGUGGAUGAUGAGGGCUGGACUGUGGUGACGAAAAAAGGGCGAAAUCCGGGCCUGUCUCGCAAGGAAAGUGUCGAAAAUAAACUAAUACAGAAGAACAAAAUCAAAUCAAAGAAGAAAGAAUUGAAGAAUUUUUACACAUUCCAACUGAAAGAACAGAAGAUGAAUAACAUAAUCGCCCUGCGGAAGAGCUUCCAAGAAUCAAAGGAAAAGGUGAAUUUGAUGAAAAAAAUGCGUAAUUUUAAACCCUUUUAAUUAAAAAAAUAAAACUUUAUUUCGACUC